Penicillium lagena is the source of this 252-nucleotide messenger RNA. RefSeq names its product RNA-binding protein LSM5. Lineage: Eukaryota; Fungi; Ascomycota; Eurotiomycetes; Eurotiales; Aspergillaceae. Bases 1 to 252 code for a protein of 83 amino acids. Gene Ontology annotation, biological process: mRNA splicing, via spliceosome. Gene Ontology annotation, molecular function: RNA binding. The record is from RefSeq and is a predicted model, not a curated record. The transcript has 6 exons. Gene Ontology annotation, cellular component: U6 snRNP; U4/U6 x U5 tri-snRNP complex; Lsm1-7-Pat1 complex.
AUGGCGUCGCAGCUUCUUCCUUUGGAGCUCAUUGACAAGUGUGUCGGCUCCCGGAUAUGGGUGAUCAUGAAGGGCGACAAAGAGUUUUCGGGCACAUUGCUCGGGUUUGACGACUACGUCAACAUGGUCAUGGAGGACGUGACGGAAUUCGACUACACCGGUGCCCAGAUCAAACUUCCUAAGCUUCUGCUGAACGGGAACAAUGUUUGCAUGUUGAUUCCUGGUGGUGAAGGGCCCGUGGCCAGCUCGUGA